AUGGCUAAGAAAGGUGGCAAGACUCCACCUGCUUCGCAAGAAAAAUCAAAGAGCAAGAAAAAAGGCCAAAAUAAUGAGAAAAGUGAGUCUGAUCAGGAUAGAAGGGCCAAGCAACAGGCAAAUAGAGCCAAAGUCACUUCGACGUCUAGUUGGACUGGUAAACUCCCGCACACAUUACUUCAUGAGCAUUGUCAGAAAAGAAAGUGGAAUAAAGUCGAGUAUGAUAUGAAAAAAAUUGGUGACAAGGGCAUGCUUGCAUUUGCAAUACUUUCACACACAGAUCCCAAGACGAAAGAAAUCUUGACCAUAAGAAUGAAUGACCCUACUUUUGACAAGUCUUCUGGCAAGGGAUUACUAGUGCCUCAGGAAACCCCAAUUGAGGCUAGACACAUGGCAGCUACAGUUGCUUUGUAUCGAAUUGCAUUCAAUACCAAUCUACACAUGAUGUUGCCGCCAAACCAUAAGACACUUUGGUAUGAACUAGACGAUUUUAGGAAAAAAUUUGCCAAACAGAAUUCAUUUGCAUGUGAGAGGAUCUUCAAUGUCGAGCCCUUUCAACAAUUGUUGACAGAUAGAAAGGCCAAAGAGUUGCACGAUAAGGAGCAAGAGGCAAAACAACAACAGGCUGAGAAAGCUCACAAGGCGCCCAUUUUAAUCACAUCCACACCAAAUCCAAAAGUUGCUGUUAAAAAACCCUCAUCUCUGGAUAACCGGAUUAUAAAAUUCCCCAACAAAGUUUGGGAAAAUGCCACUUUCAUUGACUUGGAAGAGUCGUCGCGUUCUUUGAUUGAGAAAACUUUAAAGACCCAAAUUGAUUGGACCGCAAAGAAAUAUGUCGGACCUGUGACACAAGAACGAGAAUAUUUGGAGUCGAAAUUGCAAGCAUUUGGCUUUAGAAAGCCGCACGUGAUCGAGGCUAUGACAUAUGCCGAUCCAUUAUCGUUCUUGUUGUUUAAUCUACCCGAAGACGAUCUGCCAGAGUUUUUCCACAAGAGACUGGAAGACUCAAAGAUGAAAGUGGAAAUCGCAUCUUUACCCCUCCCUGUGAGAAAUGCACUUGCCAGGUUGAUGGAGAGCGGUGUGUCCUAUGAUGAAGCGUUGUAUGCAUUGCAAACUUCAAACAUGGACGAAAACGAGGCAGCAGGUUUUUUGACGGAAAAACUGUUGACCAAGACUCCAACCCAAUCAAGUCAGAUCACCACUCAGGAGUCACAAGAGAUUUGGCAACAAGAACUCGAGAGUUUGCAAAGCAUUUAUGGGGACGAUGUGAUUGAAAUUUUAAACGACGACAAAACCUGUUUUAGCAUGCAACUUUUGGAAAAUUACAAGCUCAAAUUGAAAGUUUACAAGACAAGCCAUUAUCCAGACACUAUCCCCGGCAUUAUCGUAUCUACAUUUGAUAAGAAUUACAAGUUACCAAAUUAUAUCAAAUUGGCAAUUGUCACUCGACUACUAGAACAUGUAGUGGAGUCUUCUCUACUGGGUGAUAUGUUGGUGUAUCACAUGUUUGAAUGGUUGCAAGAAAACAUUUCGAGCAUUAUAGAUAACCCGGGCCGUUUAUUACAAGUGGUUGAGGGCUCUAAUAAAACCGCUCAAACUAGAGAGGUUUCCAAAUCAAGGGGACGCAAUUACAAAAUCAAAACUUUGUCACCACAGGAGAUUGACAAGUUAAAGAGUGAUUAUUCAAAGAGGAGGCAGUCGAGUUCUUUCGAAAACAUGCAACAGCAAAGAUCGAAAUUGCCCGCUUGGAAAAUUCAAGAUAAAAUUGUAAAGAUGAUUAUGUCAAACGACGUGGUGCUCAUAACAGGUGAAACCGGUUCCGGUAAAUCCACUCAGGUGGUACAAUUUGUGUUGGACCAUUUAAUCGCAGUGCAAAAGGAUUUUGCGCAAACCAAGAUUAUAUGUACGCAACCGAGAAGAAUUUCCGCCAUUGGUCUUGCCGAACGUGUCUCUGACGAACGGUGCGUUGAGUGCGGCGACGAAGUUGGAUACGUUAUACGAGGGGUUAACAAGACGAGUGCUUUCACCAGAAUCAAGUUUAUGACUACCGGUGUCCUGGUGCGUAUCCUUCAAACUGCCAAAGAUUUUUUGCAAAACACAAUUGUGUUUAUCGACGAAGUUCAUGAGAGAUCCGUGGACACCGAUUUGAUUGUGAUUUUAUUGAAAAAUCUAAUGGGCCGUAUUCCAGGUUUAAAGAUUGUACUAAUGAGUGCCACUGUCAAUGUAGAUGUUUUCAAAAAAUUUUUUGGCCAUUUGGAAACUUGUCACAUUGAGGGGAGAACGUUCCCAAUUAAGGACUAUUUCUUGGAAGAGGUUUUGGAAAUUCUUGAUUUCAAGAUUAAACGGAAAAAAAUCAGUUACGAUGACGACGUGGAGGAAGACCCGUAUUUGAAACCCAGUGCGGACUCCAAGUUUUUCCGCAGUGGACAAUUGGAUUACGAUUUGAUAACAGGUUUGGUCAACCACGUUCACCAACGCUUGUUACACGAGGGUAAUGACGGGUCCAUCUUGAUCUUUCUACCCGGUGUGGGUGAAAUCUCCUCCUGUUGCAAAAAUUUGGCGAAAAUGGACGAAUUCACCGUGCUACCGCUUCACUCUGCUUUAACCCCCGAGGAUCAGAAAAAAGUGUUUCGGAAAUAUUCCAAGAGGAAAAUCGUGGUUUCCACAAACAUUGCAGAGACUUCUAUCACCAUCGAUGACUGUGUGGCCACGAUCGAUUCCGGGAGGGUGAAAAACGUUUUUUACAACCCAACCGAUAAUGUCACCAAAUUACAAGAAACGUUUGUCUCCCGGGCAGAGGCACAACAACGUAGAGGUCGUGCAGGUAGAGUGAGAGCCGGUUACUCUUUUAAAUUGUUUUCCAAAUCUCUUUACAACGAGAUGCAACCGCUUCCAACGCCAGAAAUCAAAAGAGUCGCACUCGAAUCCCUGUAUUUAUCUGUAAAGGCCAUGGGCAUCAAAAAUGUGAUUGAUUUCCUCGGUACGGGACUCGACCCACCACCUUUGAAAUUUUUACAAAAAUCUCAACAACUCUUGACAGCUGCGGGUCUUUUGGCAGAGUUUAACAACUCCCUAACAGAAUUGGGCAGAUUCAUCAGUCUCAUGCCCGUGAUGGAUUACAAGCACGGCAAACUCCUGAUUUACUCCAUCAUUUUCGGAUGCACCGAUUUGGGGGUCCUGAUUGUCUCCAUCUUGGGCGCAGGCGGGUCUCCCUUUAUAAUCACCAAUGACAAUCGAGACUCUGUGAAAAAAAUUUGCUCGUCGUACGGGGCAGGCGGAGACCUGUUGGCCAUGACACAUUUGAUACGUGCCUAUUUCAAUAUCCGUGACAACGGCGCUAAAAGGGCGUUUGUCAGGGACCAUCAUCUGUCGUUUAACAAAUUGAGAGACAUUGCCUCUUCCAAAUCUCAACUUUACUCCAUGUUGAAAGAUGUCGGGUUUCUUCCAAUCAAGUACACGCCCUGUGGCACAUAUUUGAACAGAAAUGCGGAAAAUUGGGAAAUCGUUCAAGCUAUUCUCACAGGUGCAUUCUACCCGCAAGUGGCGCGCGUCCAACAACCAGACCCCAAAUACGUGCACACCAGUUCGGGCAGCGUCGAAAGGGAAGCCGAGGCCAAGUUGACAAAACUGUGGUUGCGUAACGAGGAGUACAUUGACCGUGUUAAUGACAUGCACCCCGACUCGCGCGUGACAAACUCCGAAUUGCCCGCCACCAGGGCUUUUUUGCAUCCCUCGUCUAUCUUUUUUGACACUAGCAGGGACGAGGCGUUGCCGGUGUCCGAGAUGACACCGGACUCUAAACGCACAACUAAACGCACAGCGCAAUUGAGGGCCCCUUUUGUAGUUUACAAUUCCUCGCACGCCACUACGAAAUUGUACCUUAGGGACAUCACUCCAACGUCAACUCUUGCACUUUUACUCUUUGGUGGGCCCAUCAAGUACGAUUUGAACGCAGCUCGACACUCUCCGGGGAUAAUUGUGGAUAAUUGGUUGCCGAUUAGAACUUGGUGUAAGAACGGAGUGCUCAUCAAGGAACUGCGUAGUUGUCUGGACCAGGUUAUUCGGGAGAAGUUGGAGGAUCCUAGUUAUAUCUCGGAGAGUUUGGGUUGCCAUGGGGGGGAUGAUGUUUUGGGAGUGGUGGAGAGUUUGGUGAAGCAAGCGAGUGAGUGA
Lachancea fermentati is the source of this 4170-nucleotide messenger RNA. The record is from the annotation of a GenBank genome assembly. NCBI's taxonomy places the organism in Eukaryota, Fungi, Ascomycota, Saccharomycetes, Saccharomycetales, Saccharomycetaceae.